This is a messenger RNA of Paramecium primaurelia, 4420 nucleotides long. Lineage: Eukaryota; Ciliophora; Oligohymenophorea; Peniculida; Parameciidae. The record is from the annotation of a GenBank genome assembly.
AUGAACUUCUGGUCUAAAUUAAAUUAGGAUCCUUAAAAAAAAUUAGAAGAAUAAAUAAGGGAAUUCUCACUUAAAUAUUAAUAAAAUAUAAAUGAAAUUCAGAUAUUUAAAAUGUUCAUAAGUGAUUAAGAUGAUGAAUUCGCAAUUUGGAAAAAUGCAGAAAGUCAAGUAAAAUCAGUUUGUGGAGCUAAUGUUGAAAAUGGAUAACUUACUUUCUAAUGUUUUACUUGUGCCCCUGAUCCUCAUCAUAUGUACUGCUAUAAGUGUUUUAAUCCUGACAUACAUCUGAGUAUAUUUUUUUAAAUUGAAUAGAUCACAAAUGUAUUAUAAAGCAUAAUAUUGGUGGAGCAUGCGAUUGUGGAGAUGAAUAAACAAUUAUACCAUCUGGAUUUUGUUCAAAACAUCAAGGAGUCUCAAAGUUUGAUUACAACUAAGAAUUAAAUAAAAUAUCAGAUUCUUUAAAAAAGAAAAUAGAAAAUUUUAUAAAAGCUUUAUGUACAAUUUAUUUAAAUCUCAUGAAAAGAAUAAAAUAGGAUCAUAAUAUGUUUAAUGUUAUAUUACUAAAAUUUUAUCACAUUAGUGAAAAGUGGUUAAUCACUCCUUUCAAGGAAGUUAUAGAUUCUGAAUAUGAUAUUGAAGAAUACUAUAGAAUUUUUUAGUAAGCAUUAUUUUUAAAUACAAUACUUUUUAAAAUGUGUUAUUGGUUUACAGAAUCAAGAUUAUGUUUCAUAAUUUUACUAUCAUAAAUUUUUUAAUAAAAAUUAACUUAAGAGUCUAAACAGACAAUAUUUGAAGAUGUAUUUGAAGUUCAAGUAUUACUAGAAAGUUAAGGACCAUAACCAGCUUUAAAAAUAGAAAGUUUAUUAUUUAGGUUUUAUGCAGAUUAUUCAUUUAAAUAAUUUAUUUAGGUAUGUUACUUAAAAUAAUAUGCAUCAAUGUGGUUACAGACAAAGAAAAAAGUAACCAAAUAUGAUAAAUUGAUGGAGGAUUAUUUAAUUAAACUCUAAACUAUAAAAAGUUUAUAAUUUGCAUAAGCAUAACAUGAAGCAUUAUUGAAAAUGGCUUAGGUAGUGAAAAACUAUAUUUAAAAAUAUAAAGAAUCAACUGAAAUUACUAUAGGAUUAAAUCUCUCUGAAAUUCAUGAAUAACACACUUAAUACGUAGCAGAAAGAUUACAAGAAGUAUUUCUUAGUCAUCAAUAUAUAUAAAAUAUUUAUAAUUAGAUUAGAGAUUUAUCAAUAUUAAUUCACUCUUAAACACCAAUAUCAUCAUUAUCAUAAUUAUAGUAUUCAGUAAUCUUCAAGUUAAGAUAUGAAUAUAAUUUUUUUUAUAAAGUUGGUUUUAAAUAACUUCAAGAAGCUCUUGGAGAUUAUUAUCAACAAUUUAUACAUGGAUAAAUUACAAAAGAAAUUAUUCAAAAUUUUAAAUAUGAUUAAUUUACAAUAACCUCUUAUUUAAAUUGUUAUAAUUAAAUUAAACCUUAACAUUUGGAUAUUUUAGAGGAACAUUUAACAAUAUGGCAAUAAGAUUUGUAAGAUGCAGUAUACUUUUUAAUUUGUUAAGGGUAGGCAAUUUAAGUGAUUUUAGUAGGAAUUUAAAGACUAUUUAGUUCUUAAUUUAGUACCCUAUAAUUUUAAGAAAAUAUUUCUAAAUUAUUGUUAACAUAAUCCUAUCAGAUUUUGAAAAAGAAAUAUAAAGGUAUAUCAGUAGAUUCUUAAUUGAAUGAGGCAUAUAAAAAAUAUAUCGAAAAUAAAAAUUUAACUCCAGCAGAAAUAUUUGAUAGAUUAUCAAAAAUUUUUUUGGUUUUAAUGAAAAGUAUAACUGUAGUUGAAAGAGUAUUUACUUUUAUCUUGUCAUAUUUAUAUUGUUUGAAGAAUUUUGAAUCUGGAACAGAAUUUGAAUCUUAUUUACUUGAUAUAUUAUAAGAAGAUAAAAAAGAACUUAAAAAUAACUUUUAUGAAGUCUUAUCAAAAUGUUUAUAGAUGUAUGUUUCAGUAUAAUUUUGUUAAAAUCAAUUUAUUGAAUAAAUAUAUUUGGGUUUGAAUGAUUAAUAAGAUUAAGUGAUACUUGAAUCUUUUGAUAGUUCAUUUUUGAGGAUUUAUUUAUUUUUAUAUGAAAAUGAAGGCUUUUAGGAUUUGAAUAAAAUUAUGGACAAUAGAAGGAUUAUAAAAUCUGGAAGUGAUAGAAUAUUAUGGUAUAUUUAUUUAUUUAAUCAAAUAGUUGUUUAUUAUUAAGAAUUCUAAGUUCUGAUCUUGAUUUGUAUAAUGUUUGUUGUUCAACCUUAAAAGAAUUACCAAGAGAUUUAAAAUUAUCAUUAGCCAAAGCAAUUUAAAAUUUUUACAAUCUUUCAACAUUUCUCUCAUUUACUGAUAUUGAGUCUAAAUUAAGACGUAUGGGUAUUUAGGCUUGUUCUAAUCUUCCAGAUCAUGUUUUAUAAAUUUGUGAAGUUGAUUAGGCAUUAAAAUAAUUGAAAUUAAGAUCAGAAUAUAGAGUUAUUUAUGAUCCAGCAAUUUUUAAUAUUAAUACUGCAAUUAAUAGUUAAAUUGUUGAAAAAUUAGUAGAAUAAAAUAAAUCAGAAAAUGAGAUUCAUUUAGGAAAUGGUAUAUGUUGGGAUGUAGAAUUAUUUAAGAAUAACAAUUAUAGAAUAAUCCUUUACAAUAUUUUAAAAAGAUAUUGUUAGAAAGAAUAUAUUAAUAAAAAUCUUGAUUUAUUAAAAACAGAAGGAUUUGCUUUGAUUUAGGCAUAUUAGUUACUUUAUAUUUAAUUGGUAGCAGCAAAUUAUUUUAUGGAAUAAGAAUUUAAAACUUAUGCUCCUUUUAUAAUUAUUUAACUUGAAUAAAUAUUAGGAGUAACUUAACGUAAAGAUGAUAUACAAAGAAUUUAAGUAUUGAUAUCAGAAAUCAAUAAAUUAAUUACUGUUGUUAAACCUGUUGUUAUAUAGAAAUAACCAUAAGUAAAAGAUACGAAAAUUAAUUUAUAAAAUAAAAAGAAUCAAUUCAAAGAGAAAUAUAAUAAAUUGUAAAAAUCAGAAUUUAUAUAAAAUAUGCUUGAGAGUAAUGAUAUUAAGGAUAAUAAUGAUGAAAAAGAUGUAAAUGUAUGUUCAUCAUGUAAAUUACCUUUAAGUUAAUAAUCAAGUGUAGCAUUAAUGUUAUUGAUUAAGAAACCAUAAACUUCAAAUUUUUCUAUAAUUUCAAAGGAAAGUUUAGAAUGUUUCAAAAAUAAUUAAUUUAAUUUAAUUGAUGUUGGAGUAGCAUGUUGUAAACACUAUUUUCAUUAUACUUGUUUAAUAGAGAGAUUUGAAAGUGAUUAAUAAUAUAGAAGAUAAAAUGCACCUGAUUGGGUUAAGAUUGGAUGUCCUGUAUGUAAAUUACCUUGUACAAUUACUUUACCAAUAUAAAGGUAAUUGACUAAUUUAGAUGUAGAAUCCUUUAAUUAGGAUCUUUAAUUGUUUGUCACAAAAAAUGCAAUUGAAAAUUUAUUUGAAGAUCAAAUUACUGCAUAAAAAACUCUUGCUGAAACAUAUUAUAAUAUUUUCUUUGAUUUGCUAAUUUCCUUAUUUCAUAAUCCAUCAGAGUAUAUAAGAGAUUAAAAAAAUAUAGUAUUUCAUUAAUUACUAUUAAUAUUGAAUGCUACAAAUAUGGAAGCAGCAAAAGCUAAAAUUAUAGAAUAAUUCCAAUUUUAAACAGAAAACAAUUUUAUUUUAAAUAUAUUAUCCUUAAUUUAAAAAUAUGUUGUUAUUGAAAAAGAUUUGUAGAAAUUUAAAGUAGAAGUCCUUUCUAGUUGCAAUCAAUAUAAUAUAAGAAAUGAAAUUUAUAUAUAAUUAGCUUUAUCAUUAGAAAUAUAGGAUGAAUUACUAUAGUAAGCUAUAUAAUUCGAAAAAUAAAUAGUGAAAUAAGAAAAUUUCAAUUAAUAUGCUUUAAUAAAUUAAUUGUAAUUAGAAGAUCAAUUAAAAAGUAUAAUUGGGUUAACAUUUAAAGAGUUUUAUAAUAAAUACUUUACUAAAAAAUGUUUUGCUUGUGGAUUUUAUAAUAAGGAUUAGAGACAUGGAGGAUUUUCAAUGUGUUUAUUUUGUUCAAAAACUUUCUGCAUAUAUUCAUGCAAUAAAGAUAUAAAAACGGGAAAUUUGAAUUUACAUGCAAAUAAAGAACAUAAUGGAAUAUCUAUUUAUGUAAAUCUAGAAAAUGGAUAUGUAACUUUAUUAUGUUCUCCAAUAUCCAUAUAAUAUUAUAAAUGUUUAUUUUAUAAUCAAUUAGGAUAAAGAAUCGAUAUAGAAAAUUCAAAUUCAGAUUGGAAUUCAUUUAAUUUAGAUAUUUAGAAGUUAAGAGAAAUAUCACAAAUUAUCAUGAACAGUUCAUAUUAAGCAAUUAUUAGAAACUUAGAAGUUAGGUAAAACUAAUUAGAUAUGGAUGGAUAUCUUUGA